This is a messenger RNA of Gekko japonicus, 2981 nucleotides long. It is a transcript of the gene PROM1, whose product is annotated as prominin 1. Gene Ontology annotation, cellular component: cell surface; cilium; microvillus. The transcript has 27 exons. The record is from RefSeq and is a predicted model, not a curated record. Bases 68 to 2662 code for a protein of 864 amino acids. Gene Ontology annotation, molecular function: cholesterol binding. NCBI's taxonomy places the organism in Eukaryota, Metazoa, Chordata, Lepidosauria, Squamata, Gekkonidae.
UAUUUUUUUUUGGUUCAGAGUGAUUUUUUUUGUUUCUACUACCUCAUUUUAUGAAUUGCUGUCAGCCAUGGCCGGGGAACUCUGUUUCCUGCUCCUGUCUCUAUUCUGUGGGAUUACGAUUUCCGAAGUGCAGCCUUUAUACGAACCGCCUUCCCAGACUCUGGAUUUUGGAUACGUACCUGCAAGGGUAUACGAUACCAGCACCUAUUUUGAACCUGGCCCAAUAGAAAUUCUGUUUCGACUGGUUCAUUCUUUCCUCUACUUAGUGCAACCAAAUUAUUUUCCUCAAGAUCUCAUUAAAAAACUAGCACAGCAAAAUUUUGGAAGUACGCCGGCUGAUUAUCAAAAGCCAGAGAAUAUUGUCCUGGCUCUUCAGGCAGUGUACUAUGAAAUUGGGUUUCUAGUCUCUGCCACGUUGGGGCUCCUCUUCGUUUUGCUGCUGCCCCUGGUAGGGCUUUGCUUCUGCAUGUGUCGUUGCUGCGACAACUGCGGUGGGGAAAUGCACCAAAGACAGAAGAAAAACGCGGAUUGUCAGCGGAACUGCUUUGCCACCAUCCUUUUCGUUGCUUCUUUUGUCAUCAGUAUUGGAGUACUUAUUGCUUACGCUGCUAACCAGCACCUUACAAAUCAAGUUAAGGGAGCGAAGAGCCUGGUGACCAGCAAUUUCAAAGACCUGAGGAUUUUCCUGAAUGAUACUCCAGGGCAAAUCGAUUAUUUGGUGAGCCAGUAUAAUACUACCAAGCGGAGAGCACUUUCUGAUCUUAACAACGUGGGGCCCUUGCUUGGCAACAGAGUCCAGGAGCAGCUGGGGAAGGAAGUGCGCCCGGCGCUGGACGCAGCCCUGACGAUGGCAGGAGCCAUCAGAGAAACCAAGGAGGCCCUGGAGAACGUGAGCGUCUCUGUGGAGGUCUUGCAGGAGGGCACCGAGGGACUGCAGGGCAACCUGACGGAAGUAAAAGGCCACCUGAUGGACACGCUCACCGACCCUGCGUGCGCCACGGCCCAGGCGGCUUCCAUCUGCCACGCCAUCAGCAACUCCCUGGGUCAGCUCGACAUCCACGCGAACUUCAGCCGAUUGCCGGGAGUGGGCCCUCAACUUGCCAAAGUCAAUGAAGUCCUUAAAAUAGACCUCUCCAGUCUGGUUCAAAAGGGUUAUGCAGCAUUUAACAAUACUCCCGAUUUGGUGCUCAAUCAAACGAGGAACAUUUUAUCAGCCGUUCCCUAUAUCAAAAAUGUCCUGGAAGCCAUUGGUUCAAAUAUCACAGCAUUUACUAAAACACUUCCUGUCCAGAAGAUACUGGCAGACUUCGCUUUAUAUCUUACUCAGAGUGAGGCAUACGUUGAAGAUUAUUUUCCUUUAGUGGAGCAGUAUGACUUCUACAGGUGGCUGUGCUGCUUACUUGUCUGCUGCAUGGUGAUACUCAUCCUUGUCUUUUACUAUCUGGGACUGUUGUGCGGGACCUGUGGUUAUGACAAAAAUGCCACACCCACAACGAGAGGCUGCAUCUCCAACACUGGAGGAAACUUCUUGAUGGCGGGCGUGGGCUUCAGCUUCCUCUUUGCCUGGGCUCUGAUGCUGAUAGUAGUGGUCGCAUUUGUUGCGGGUGGAAAUGUGGAGAAGUUGGUCUGCGAGCCCUUUGAAGACAAGACAUUAUUCAAAAUUCUGGACACUCCCUACUUGCUGAAUUGGCACUGGAAACACUAUCUCUCUGGCAUAAUUCUUAAAAAUCCAAAUAUUAACUUGACAUUUGAAAAAGUUUACAGCGACUGCAAAGAGAACAAAGGGAUUUAUACCUCACUGCGCCUAGAACAUCUCUUCGAUAUCUAUGAAUUUUUGAACGUAAGCAUGUAUACAGAAGAAAUAUCACUCAAAAUCAAGCAAAUCAAUAUCAAUCUCAGCAAUAUAGUUUUGCUGGAUGAAGAAGGAAAGGAGAAUCUCUUGAAUUUCAGUUUCUCGGGAAUCAACGAGAUCAACUUCGCAGCCUAUCUGUCAGAGAUCAACAAGAGUGUUACCAAAGUGGAUCUCCUGUCGUUUGCCAACGACUUGGAAGCAAGUGCAGACCAGCUGCCCAAAGGAGCAUUAGAAAACGCCUUGAAAGGGCACGCAAACAGGAUCCGGAUGAUACAUAACCAACAGGUUAUUCCACUGGAGCAAGCAAUGAGCGCUUUAAACCAGAACAUUAGGUUACUGCAAAGGACAUCAUCUGAACUUUCAGGAAAAGUGAGAAAUGUGAUUAGCGCUGUUGAGCACGCUCAGUUUCUCAUAAGCAAUAAUGCUUCAUCGGUUAUUGUCGAGGAAACUAAAAGGUACAUGGAUACUAUAAUAGGUUACUUCAAGCAGUAUGCUGCAUGGGUCAAGGAAUCGAUUACUAUGGAAGUGGCAACGUGUAAGCCUAUUGCCAAUGUGAUCGAUACAGCUGUGGAGGUAUUUCUAUGCAGCUAUGUGACAGACUCUUUGAAUUUGUUCUGGUUUGGUUUGGGAGGUUGUACGGUAUUUCUGAUCCCUGCCAUCAUUUGUGCCGUGAGACUCGCCAAAUACUACCGGAGGAUGGACACAGAAGAUGUGUAUGAUGAUUUGGAAAAUGGUAAUAAUGGUUAUCAUAAAGAGAAUUUAUAUGGUAUACACAAUCCAAUUAUGACCAGCUCUUCUGAACAGUGGUAGUACAGACCAGACACACCAAGGGUCAGUGGAAAUCAUGCAUCAGGUUCUCCUGAGAAACACCGCAUCUUUCCAACCGAUGUCAAGUUCCACAUUUACAUUUUAAACCCCAAGACUGCCUCAUUUGGGGGCCUGUGGGGAGCAAGUAACGCUGAGUGAAAACUACUGAGCCCCCUACCGUAAAAUGUUGGAUGAGUCCUUGGCGAUCGGACCGCACAACGAACAUCCAUUAUGUGCAGUUCAGUUCUGUUAUUAAGAUUGAACUAUAAAGGACUUGGAGGUCUUGUUUUCUAAAACUGGUUUUCCACUUCAGUGUCUAUUC